Messenger RNA from Penicillium manginii, 2136 nucleotides. RefSeq names its product translation initiation factor eIF3 core subunit b (gene EifCb). The transcript is spliced from 5 exons. NCBI's taxonomy places the organism in Eukaryota, Fungi, Ascomycota, Eurotiomycetes, Eurotiales, Aspergillaceae. Gene Ontology annotation, molecular function: translation initiation factor activity; translation initiation factor binding; RNA binding. The record is from RefSeq and is a predicted model, not a curated record. Gene Ontology annotation, cellular component: eukaryotic translation initiation factor 3 complex. Bases 1 to 2136 code for a protein of 711 amino acids. Gene Ontology annotation, biological process: translational initiation.
AUGGCGCCUAGUUUCGAGCAACUGUCCGAGCAGGAUCUCCACGAAGAGGAGGAGGAGGAGAUUGAUUUCUCCGAUCUCAAAGCGCAAUUCGAAGUGAAAGCCGACGAGGGCCUGGACACAUUCGUCGUUAUCGAUGGCCUCCCCGUUGUGCCCGAGGAUAGCAAACAGAAGCUCAUCAAGUUCUUAUUGAGAAAACUCAACACCGUGGGCAACACCUCCGAAGAUGCCGUUUUCAUGCCCGUCAGCGACAAGGGCAUGUCCGAAGGCCGUCGCUGCCGUCAAGCAGCUGCACGGUGUCCCCUCGACAAGAAGCACACUCUCGCCGUGAACAAGUUGAUGGAUAUCGAACGCUAUGGUCGGGAAGGUCGUGUCGAUGAGGAGUACCAGGCGCCGCCCGUUGAGCCUUUCAAGGAGAAGGAGCACCUGCGCUCGUGGAUGGGCGACUCCAGCGCUCGUGAUCAGUUCGCCCUCUACCGCAACGACAAGGUAGGCGUGUUCUGGAACAACAAGUCCAACCCCCCAGAGAACGUCGUCGACCGCGCACACUGGACACAACUUUUCGUCCAGUGGUCCCCCAAGGGUACCUUCCUCGCCUCCGUCCACCCCCAGGGUGUUCAACUUUGGGGCGGUGCCUCUUUCUCCAAGCAAAAGCAAUUCCCCCACCCAUUCGUCCAACUUAUUGAAUUCUCGCCUCUUGAGGGCUACUUGACGACAUGGUCGGCUCGCCCGAUCCAGGUCGAGGAGGGUCAGCCCAUCCUGACCAACGACGAGGAUGGAAAGAACAUCAUUGUUUGGGAUAUUGAGUCUGGCAAGCCCCUCCGAUCCUUUACUUCCCACGAUCUGGCUGCCCCUCCCACCGUUGAUGAGGAUGUCGCGCCCAAGAAGAAGGUCCAGUGGCCCGCUUUCAAGUGGUCUGCGGAUGAGAAGUACGUCGCCCGUAUGCUUCAGGGACAGUCUCUCUCAAUCUACGAGGUACCCAACAUGAACCUCGUGGGCCGUACAUCGGUCAAGAUUGAAGGUGUCAGCGACUUUGAGUGGUCACCCGCUACCGUCACCCGUGAGGGUGUCAAGCAGUACGAACAGCUCCUCUGCUUCUGGACCCCCGAGAUUGGCAGCAACCCUGCUCGUGUUGCUAUGAUGAGCGUUCCCUCCAAGGAGAUCGUCCGUACCCGUAACCUGUUCAAUGUCUCCGAUGUUAAGUUGCACUGGCAAUCCCAGGGUGCCUACGUUUGUGUCAAGGUCGACCGUCACUCCAAGUCCAAGAAGUCCAUGGCCACCAACCUCGAAAUUUUCCGCGUGAAGGAGAAGGGUGUUCCCGUUGAGGUUGUUGACAGUCUUAAGGACACUGUCAUUAACUUCGCCUGGGAGCCCAAUGGAUCCCGUUUCGUCCUCAUCACUACUGGCGAGGCCCCUGCCGGUGCCGCCGUUGGCCCCAGGACUGGUGUUUCCUUCUUUGCUACGGAGAAGAAGGGUAGCACCGCCGGCAACUUCAAGCUUGUGCGAACUGUCGAGAAGAAGACCAGCAACGGUAUCUACUGGUCCCCUAAGGGACGUUUCGUCAUCGUCGCCACUGUUCACUCCCAGUCCAGCUUCGACCUGGACUUCUACGACAUGGACUUCGAGGGUGAGAAGGUCGAGGCCGAAAAGGAUCUUGCCGCCAACCUUCAGUUGAUGAAGACCGUUGAGCACUACGGUGUGACUGACGUCCAGUGGGACUCUACUGGUCGCUAUGUCGUCACCAGUGCUAGUGUGUGGACUCACUCGAUGGAAAACGGCUGGAACCUUCACACUUUCUCCGGACAAACUCUUUCCGAAAACCCUACCGAAAAGUUCAAGCAGUUCCUCUGGCGGCCGCGCCCCGCUACCUUCCUCAGCAAGGAGGAGCAGAAGCAGGUGCGCAAGAAUCUGCGCGAGUACUCCAAGGAGUUCGACGAGGAAGACAACGAGUGGGUUGCCUGGAUUCGCCGGGAGAAGGAGAUUCAAGCAGAGGAGAAGGAUGUCUUCGGUCUUCCCGAAGACGCCGACUCGCCCAAGCACGCCCGGGAUGCCCCCAUCGGCGGCUCGGACGAAGCCGAGGCCGUGGUCGAGGAGAUUGUGGAGGAAAUCAUCGAGGAAACCGAGGAGGUUAUCGGUUGA